This is a messenger RNA of Nerophis lumbriciformis (worm pipefish), 927 nucleotides long. The record is from RefSeq and is a predicted model, not a curated record. Lineage: Eukaryota; Metazoa; Chordata; Actinopteri; Syngnathiformes; Syngnathidae.
AUGGCGUCUUCGAACGACCCAUUUCAAUUUCAAGAAUUUGAAGAGAACAACCUCCUGGCAACUGACAAAGAUUCCACCACCAUCAGUAUCGAGGAUGAUUUUAUAAACCAGAAGUCCUCCAGUGGUUUUGUUUCCAGUCUUGAUAAUGAAGACCCCAUGGUCGAAGAUGACAAAGCUGAGCUUCUCUCAGGGCAGAAGAAAAAAAGCAUCCCUUUCUGGACUUUUGAAUACUACCAACAGUUUUUUGAUGUUGACACACGCCAUGUGAAAGAAAGAAUCAUUGGAUCGGUGCUGCCUUGGCCAGGAAAGAACUUCAUACAUGUGUACCUUCGCAGGAAUCCUGAUCUCUACGGACCGUUCUGGAUCUGCACCACUCUUGUGUUUGCCAUCGCCAUCAGUGGUAACAUCUCCACCUUUCUGGUGAACCUUGGCAAGCCAGACUAUAAAUAUACACCCGAGUUUGGAAAAGUGACCAUAGCUGCGACAGCCAUCUUCUGCUAUGCUUGGCUUGUACCUCUUGCCGUGUGGGGUUUCCUACUGUGGAGGAACAACAAGAUCAUGAACUUGGUGUCUUAUUCCUUCAUGGAGAUUGUCUGCGUGUACGGAUACUCCCUUUCUAUUUACAUUCCCGCUGUGGUUCUAUGGAUCUUCCCAUAUGAGUGGCUGCGGUGGCUUUCCAUCGUGGUGGCACUCUGCCUCUCCGGCUCCGUCUUAGUCAUCACCUUCUGGCCGGCCGUCCGUGACGACCAGCCCAAGAUGAUUGCAGCAGUCAUGUCAUCCAUCGUGUUGCUCAACGUCCUACUCGCCGUUGGUUGCAAAGCAUAUUUCUUCAGCAAAGCAGAGCCAAUGCCAGUGCUAGUGCCAGCGCCUGUCAAGCCAUCGCCUGUCAAGCCGUUAACAACUGCAGUAGUCCGCCCGCACACAUGA